This is a messenger RNA of Podarcis lilfordi (Lilford's wall lizard), 27874 nucleotides long. The record is from the annotation of a GenBank genome assembly. NCBI's taxonomy places the organism in Eukaryota, Metazoa, Chordata, Lepidosauria, Squamata, Lacertidae.
AUGAGCCAAGGCAGCGGAAGCGGAGGAGGAGGCGGCGGCGGCGGGGAACCCGAGGCCAAAGCUCUCCACACCAAGAGGCUCUACCGGUGAGGGAGAAAGGCAGGGAGACCCCACCCCCGGUUUAUCUGCCUCGGAUCCGGGCCUCUUCCCCUCUCCCUCCCGCUGGGUAUAGAUACCUGGUCAAAUGAUAAUGUAUCUAUCCAACUAUAUCUGUGUGUCUACCGAGGUCACGGUGGCGGGCAUGGUCCCCCCCCCCCAGUCCGCUCAUAUUUCUAACUCGCCCCACAACCAGCCCCGGGGCGGGGGGGAGGGUUAGGCGAGGGUGGUAGUGAUUUCCCCCGUCCCAGGGCGGGUUACAAGAAUUAAAACGCAAUACUGGGACCCAAGGCUCUUUCUCUCUCUCGCUCUCUCUCUCUCUCACACACACACGGUUGCCCCCCCCCUUUAUCCUCUCGUGAGGUUGAAAGGGCACAACUGAGUGGCCUAAGGUGCCCCCUUUCCCUCCCCCGUUUUCUGUUCUCACCGACCCUGAGGAGGGAGGAUAGGAUGGUCACCAUUAUUUAUUAGCCACCUAGGACCCAGGGUGGGUUACAACAAUUAACGCCCAAUAUUAUGACCUGGGGAUCUGUCUCACAUCCGUCUCUUCAUCCUCUAGCCCCCCCCCUUUGGGGUUUCUGAGAGAAUAAGGGGGGUUAGGAUCAAUUCCCCACCUAAGGGCCCAUGGCAGGUUACACCUGUUUAAACCCAAGUAUCUUUCUCAUCCACCCACCCCUUGUCUUUUAUCUUCCUUUGCAUUUUCCUUUUCAACCCUAUGAAAGAGCAGAAUUGACUGGCCUGAGGUGGCCACCCCAUUUUGUAUUUUUAGUGACCCUGAGAGGGAUUGUAUAGGUGGGGGGAGCUGUAGAGGCCAAGGUGCCUUCUCACCCCACCUUUAAUCCUCUUGUCUUCACCCUCUUCGCCUCUUUUGAAUAGGUACCUGGUCAGUUUAAUCUUAAUGUAUAUAAGGCAGAAUAUUGCUAUAAUAUAUCUGUUGGAAGUCCAAGAGGUGAAUGUGCAUUGCAGCAGCCCUGAACAGGAGGCUAGGUAAAAGUUGUUGUCAUUGUUAUUCUUCUUACUACUAAAGUUAUUGUGCACCUUUCACCAGGAGGUCCCGGGGCAGAUUACAGCAAUUUCAAAUUCAGAAAUUUAAAAUAGUUAAAACUCAUUUUGGUAUAGUUCAAGGUUCUUUCUAACCUCUCACACACCCUUUAUUCUCUUUGUUCCCCAUGAGGUCAAAAGAGGACAACUGAAUGACAUAAGGUGCUCCCCCUCCUUCUCAGUUUUUUCCCUGAACAAUCCUUAAGUGAGGAUAAAAGAGGGUGACUGAAUGGUACUGAGGUGGAACAGGGUGACUGAAUGACUCAAGGUCCCCUCCCCGUCUUCUGAGCAACCCUGUGAGGAAGCCUGAGCUGAAAAUGGCCCCAGAUCCCUUCAUCCCCAUCUUAUCCUCACUUGUGAAGGGGGGUAUGCUGUGAGAGAGAGGCUGGACCAAGGUCACCCAAUGGCAGCAGGGAUUUGUACCUGGUUCUCUCCAGCCACCAAUUUCUGCCCUGAUCCCACAGAUAGCUUUAUCUCUUAGAUGGAGCUUGGCAAGGAGGAAGCUUUCCUUAAAUUUGGCAAACUCUUGCAAACGUAUGGAUCCAUCGUUUCCCCCCCUCUCCACUGGGUGACAGGAGGCAUUUGCAAUUAUUUUAUUUCACCUUGCUCUGGUUUUUUUAAAAGGUCCAGCCCUGCCCUUUUUUUAAAUCCACCCUGACCCUCUCAGCCAGUUUCUUCUUCCAUUCCCACUUAAGCAGAGUACGAUGGGGCAGGAAACCCAGAGUCAAGAGUGUAAAGAAGUUGACAAUUUCUUCAUCCCGACCCUUUUUUUGACAGGGCAGUAAAGGCAGGCACUCUUAAGACACUCUUAAGUGAUUCUCUUCUGUGGCAUUUAACAAAGCCCUGUCCGCUGCAUCUACCUAUUUCCUUCCAUCAUAAUUUUCAGAACGUUAUAUGGAGGCUGGUUACUUCACAGAUGGAUUAUGGCGACUCUCAGUGGCUAUUCCCAGGCCACUGCAUGCAAGUUGAAUGCUGGAUGCACUUUGUUGCCAUGUUCCUCUGCUUUAUAGCAUAUCACUUCAGAGUAAAUAAUUCUGUUCCUUUCUGUCCCCACCUCAUCUGCUUUCCCUGUGGCUCCACAUAGAUUCUUCUGUCUCCUUCCUGACAUUUUCUUAGACAGCAACCUGGAUUUAGACCCUCCAGAUGUUGCUGAACUACAACUUCCAUCAGCCCUAGGCCAAAGACUGGGAAUGCUGAGAGUUUUGAGUUCAGCAAUGUCUGGAGGGCCAAGGGUUUUCCACAUCUGGUUUAAGACAGAGUGGCAAACCCAUGAAGCAGAUUAGGCCCACCAGUACUCAUUUUCCUCCCCAUAAUAGUGCUGGAUUGGGAGGAAAUAUUUAAAGCUCUUCAUACAGCCAGGAUGGUGAUGGGGUGAUCUGAAGCUCCGUUGCAGUGCUGGGAUGAAAUUAGAGGUUUAAACCUUGUCACCAGGUACUAUGACAAGGAUAUGUGUGCUGUGUGCCUGCAGGUGUGAAUGGUUUCUGAAAAUACUCAUGAGAGAGUGGCACAUGACCCUUGGAGGGUAAGACAGCCUUUUUCAAGGUUAGCUUUCUAUGGUUUAGGCAUUUCCCUGCCACAUCAUAGGUCACAUAGCUGUCUUUUUGUGGAGGGCAGUGUGGAAUGAAGGAAGAAAACUGAUGUAAGUGGUUUCUCUAAGGUCACUUGGUGAGCCUGUGGUUGAGUUUGAAUCCUUGGCCAAGUACAGCUGAGGCUUGAGAUGCAAACAGCUUUCCCUGCCUUCUUCCCUACAGUCAGAAUGCUUGUCAUUGGCUUGUGUUCAUGGAGCAUGGUAUGCAUUGCCAUUUUCGGGUCUUUUAAUAGACCGAGGCAUUAGACUUGCUUUCUACCAAUGAGCAAACCCAGCAGUAGGUAUCAAAAUGCGUCAGCAAGGUCCAGUGCCAACCUCUUAAUAACCCAAAGUGGCACUGCUUUCAGUUAUAUUGAAAAUAUCAAGUAGUUGGAAGGUCAGUACUUCUUAACUGUGAAGCCUUUAGGUUUGCUUAGAGAGUAAGGGGAAAGGGUGUGUUUGAAGCCUGGUGCUGAGCACCAGAUGGCUAACUACUGCCCCAAAUAGUCUUCUCGUAUUCCUUGCAGGUUUCUCUAGCUAACUUUCCUGCUUCUAGGUGCUGUACAGUACGUGUCUUUCUCACUGUCAAGUGAGCCCAAGUCACAGCUAGCUUCCAUGUCCCCCAGCCAACCUUGCCUGUGUUUCGUUUCUAUUGUGCAGUCCCCAAGCUCAAAUUUUCCCUGUGCGGAAUCUUGCUUGCAGAAUGUCCUUCAUUUUUUAAGGAUGUGUACUGUGGAUCUAUUAAUGUGGACACGUUACCUGUGUCCAUGCCCAUUUUUGGCCCUGGCUGCACCACCCAGUACUGGCAUGUGGCCCCUGGAAGGCUUCUCACCAGAGAAUAGAGCCUACCCUUACAUCACAACCUUAGAACCACAUGGUAUUUGGCACCUGUGCAAGCUUUUAAAUCUUGGAGUGGGACUUUCCUUCCAGAGCAGUGGCAGCAAGUUCAGAACUUGAGGGUAGUAUCUGCUUGGGGGUUGCUGCUUUAUGGGAAUAGGUUGUGUAUAGGCUACUCUUUGCACACACAAACAUACCCAGUGUGUGUGUGUGUGUGCUUAUUGCCUGCCCUUCAACCUAAGGGUGGGUUUUAACAUUAAAGCCCAAACAACUUGCAACUAUAAAAAUUGGACCUAAAAACAUACACCUCAAGAGGUUUGCUUCCAAUAUCUUCAUCUGGAAGUAUGGAGAGGUAGCUAACAUUCUGUGGGAGCAAAGGAGGGAACAACUAGAGUGUACUUUCUAGUCAGGAUUCAGCCACCGGCGGAGCUAUGGACUUUCUCCAUCAGUGGAGACUAGCCUGUCAAAUGCGGCUAUUCUUUCUUCCUAACAGGUAUAGGCUCUGAAAUCGUGGCUCUGUUAGAUUCUUGUCUGAAAACAGUCUGGUUACACCGUGACAGACUUAUUAUGCUACAAGCAUUUGUGGACUAGAGCCCCUUGUCAGGUACAUUUUCAGCUGCUGCUGAUGUGGAUUGACGGCCAGGGAGUAGCAAGUGACGGGCUAGGUCAGGCCUGACUUCCUCCAUGCAGCUGAAUUCUGAGGGAUGCUUGGAGAAAGGAGCAAGCACCUGAACUGGCUGUGCAUUGCUUAAAACUGGAGGCUUGCCUCUUAGCUUAACCUUGCAGUAAAGGUAAACACAGUGACCAAAGGUAACUAGCCAGGUGGUGUGGCUAUUGCACCCCAGAAUUUUAUCUGCAGAACUUGCACUUUUGCAAGGGCCACAUGCUGUUCAUUCUGCAUUUGUGAGGAGUCGUUCCUUUUGUGUGGCUGCACUGGUGCUCUGGAACUCCCUGCCAAUUGACAUUAAGCGGGCACCCUCACAAUACUAUUUUAGACACCUGUUGAAAAUGUUUCUGUUUCAACAGGCUUGUCCAGACACAUGAUUUGGUUACAUCUGUUUUUAAACUUGUUUUAGUGUGUUUAAAUGUUUUCAGAUGCUUUAAAAUGUUUUAAAUAUGCUUUUAUUUCAUCACAGUACAGUAUUAUUUUGUCACCCAUGUAUCUUGAUUGCGUGAACAAGCUUUAAGAAACCAAGGAAAGGAGGAAGAUCAUGGCAAUACAGAAUUCCCAUGCAGCUCUCAAAGCUGUGUCUUCCUUAUGUUAAUACUUGCUGUUCUUUUGUGUCUCUUGUAGAGCUGUGGUAGAAGCCGUGCAUAGACUGGAUCUCAUUCUUGGAAACAAGGCAGCUUAUCAAGAAGUUUUUAAACCAGAGAACAUCAGCCUGAGAAACAAGUAAGCAAGCUGAGUCUUUUUUUAAAAGUUUUGUAGUUCACUUAGGGGCAUGGUCUUGAAGGCACAAGAUCUACCCUUACUGGAACUAAGCAGGUAUGGGAGGGACGCUUUGCAUGGACUUGUGCACACUGCCUUCCGGAUAUAAACGGAAUAAAAAAAAUACCUGCGAAAGCUUAAUAUUAAUGAUAUGAUAUAUACGCCUGCCUUUUAUCAGGCCAGUGGAUUAUUCAGUGCAGGAUAUUGCUUUGUUCUGCAGCAGAUUUCAGACUUGUGGUCAGAGCUGUUGCUUUACACAUAAUGUUGUUUGGGAACAACUUGCAGAAAAUUUACCCCAUAAUAAAGUUUACCUAGCCUAUUCACCUGCACAUCCCUUUGUUAAUUAUGUGACACAGCAGUAGCCUGAAAAAACGAUGGGGUGUGUGUGUGUGUACAAGGGGCUUGUGCAUUUGGGAGUUCAGCGGAACUCGCACAGAAGAAGCUUCCAAACAGACUGUGCUCCAGCUCUCCCAGUUUUAAAAAGCUAUCUUGCCUGGAGACAGUGACCAGGCAGUCUGGAAGCUAGACUGACUGCCACCAUGUCCUGCUUUUUCCUUGGCUAUUUAGUUGCCUCAACUAUGUGGAGCUUCUUUUUUUAGUAUAAAAAGUAUUUUAUUGCUUUUUCACUUAUAAAAAAAACAUAAUUUAAAAUAAAAUAAACUACAGCAAUACUAGUGAGUUUGUCAUUUCUCGAGGGAAAUGCCUUAAGUUGGAACUGCUGCUUAAAACAUGUUUAUACUGCAUAUUAAAGUUUCUAGUUCAGUAAGUCCCUCCAGAUGUUUCUAUGGGUUGGGGAGGUUGUCUCGAAUGAUUGCCAUGUCUCAUAUGGGAUGCCAGGUAUUGUAAAAAGUAAAGGGUUCAUCUGGCCUCUGGCUGCCCUGACCUGACAUUUUGUGUUAAGUUGUAUUUUGUUAAGCUGUAUUGUGCCAUUGACCCAGAUUGCAGGAUGCAGUGGAAGAUGAGUGGCUUCAGACUGCACAUCUUUUGGGUCUGCUGGGAAGGGAUCAUAGCUUAAGUGGCUGUUUUUGCUAAGUUGAAGGCUAACCCCCCUCUCUUUUGCCCACUCUCCAAUUUCCUGCCGUAGGUUACGUGAACUAUGUGUGAAGCUGAUGUUCUUGCACCCAGUGGAUUAUGGGAGGAAAGCAGAAGAGCUGCUGUGGAGGAAAGUUUACUAUGAAGUCAUUCAGCUCAUUAAAACAAACAAAAAGGCAAGCUGUCUCUGAACCUUUUUGAAAAAAGCAUUUUAAAAUUGAAAAUAAAAAAUAAUAAUGUACCCCUGCUUUCCCCAGCCUGGAAGCAUAGUGCAGAUGUAAACAGUAAUAGCAAAGUUCCUACAAGACCUGAAGUGGAGAGAUACUGAAAGUUGCUAAUAUCAGUAUGAAGGAAAAUGUUAACACAACUGUAUGGCCACCAGUCCAUCAUAAAAGUUGGUGGGAUUGUUGUUUGCUUUCUGGCCACAUGAUGUUUUUGUGUCAGUUUUUCAGAAAGCGUUAUGUCCCAAAUUUUGUUUCCCCCUUUAUUUUUGCAUUUAAACCACUGGUUCUGAAACUUUUGGCCCCCCUCCCUCUUGAUUCCAUAAACUCACCCCCAAUGCCCCCUAUCAUAUAAAAAGCAUUCAGAGUAGCAGUUUGCACAACCCAUUCAGGAAGAUAAUAACACAAUAAUAUUCAAAACCGCAAUGAUUAAAUGCACAUUUAUUCAAAAUCCAAUUAAAACUAUGUAGCUUAAUUAAUUCACCAAAAUGGAUGAACUUCAUUCAGUGAUACCAGCUUUUCAAAGACUGAUAGUCAUUUACACUUCCAGUGUCCCCAUGCUGCCCCCUUGCAUUUAGUGCUCCCCCUAGGUAAUCAGCCCUGGGGGCAGUGUCGCCCAUUUUGGGAACCACGGAUUUGAACCCUUUGCUUCUUUCCAGUUUCUAGCUACCAAUAUUCCUGCUGCCAUUAAUAAGUAAACAAUUAAAUGUUUGUACUCAACCCUUGGUUUUCUCCACUGAAUAUGCUCAACAUUGCUAUUUCAAUGGGUUUCUUUUAAAAAGGUUUCCCCAGUAUUUUAUUUCUACAAAUACCUCAUCCCAUGACUCAGAUCUCAUCCUUGAUCUUGUUGUUCUAACAUGUAAAGGCAGCAACAUAAAGCGGAUGAGCUACUUCUCUUGUGGGGCCACAGUGGUGGUUCUUAAGCUGCCUGCAGCCUUGGCUGCAGAUUACACAGAGCAGCACCCCACAUGACCCCUGGUUCUCCUGACUUUUUCCUUCCUUGCUUCAGGUUUGUGGAGUGAAUAGUGCAUAGAUAUGGCUACGGCCAUGGAAGCCUAAUUAAGGAGGCAACGGACGGUGUACAUGCAUGCAAAACUUUUGUCUGCAGCAUGCAGAGGAAGGCUAACUUUUGAGUUGGCGAUUGCUCCUUAUUAUCAGCUGAGGGGAGAGAACAGCAGCAACGACUGCCCCAAAUCCCCUUCCAUUGACUUAAGGGAGGGUGCAGCUGUUCACAAGCCCACCAUUGGAGAAUAGCGGAGUUGUCCUUUCUUUCCAAAGCGUAAAAGCCGUAAACUGACUUUUCACCAGCAAAGUGGCCCUCAGGCUGGCACAGCUCAUCCGUGGUAGGGAGACAACAAGUAGCAAAAUGCCAGUGGCAGCCUACACAUUGCAAGUUCUACAGAAGAGGGGUGGCAUAGAGUGGCCAGAAAAAUAAGAGUUUUCUGCCGAACUUAGCUAUGGCUUUGUCUACCUUUUGAGAACAGGGAGGGGGAUGAAGGUGAUGAUGAAGCAACUGGGGAUGUGUUCUAACUUUCUUUUCCCCUCCCCUCUUCUUUUUGCUCCCCACCCCACAGCACAUUCACAGUCGCAGCACCCUAGAGUGUGCCUACCGGACUCACCUUAUUGCUGGCAUCGGCUUUUACCAACACCUUCUUCUCUAUAUCCAGUCUCAUUAUCAGUUAGAGCUGCAGGGCUGUAUUGACUGGACACAUGUUACGGAUCCUCUGAUAGGUCAGUACCCAGAUGCUGACAUAUGUUUUAUUUACCAUUCAUUUAUUGCAUUUGUACCCCUACCUUUCACCCCAAGGUAACAUCCAUGGUUUUUUUUCCAUCUCAUUGAAUACCCACAACAACCCUGUGAGGUGGGUUAGGCCAAGAGGCAGUGAGUGGCCCAGGGUCACCCCGUGAGCAAUGCCUAGUGGGGAAUUGAACCCUGGUAAUGGAGGCAAAUUUAAAAGCCAAAGCUAUAGUUUAAAUGGGCAUACACUACAUCUCGCCAGAGUGGGGAUGGUUGCAACCGCUUGAACCAUAUGGCUCCUAGGAUGGCCAAGUGUCCUACUUUACAGGGAGCAUGCAGUCCAAGUCCAGUCUGAAAAUAAAGAGCUCUGAGAAGAGCAAGUGGGGAUGGUUGUGGGGAACCGUGAAAUACCUCGGCUGCAGUUUGAGCAGGCACACGUUAUGUUUAAAUGAUGGCAAUGAGCUUGAUGGCCAACUAGGGAUUCAAGCCCUUCCCUUCCAGGUCUUAGUCCAGCACUCUAACCACUACUCCACACAGGCUCUCUAUUUUAAGAACAUUUUAUUCAAUGCAAUGGUUACUCUAAUCAUCUGCACUUACCCAUUUACUUGCGUAACGGAAAAGCUCAGUAUCUGAGAUGUCCCUCCCACUGCAAACUUUGCACAAACCUUAUGAAAAUGAUGAGAGCACCCAGCUUUUAAGAACAAGGGCGGAGGCCUUUUAGUGUGGCAGGAACCACCUCUGGGAUGCCCUCCACUCCGUAACAUACACAUACGACAUAGUCAUAUGGAAGCUGGGAGCCAUUGAACUUAGAACCUUCUGCAUGCCAAGCAUGUGUUCUGCUGCUAAUCUUUGCCCCUCCCCAUAUCCAAGGUGGUUUGAUUAUCCUGGCCAUGUUGGUAUUUUUCAGGAGCACUUACGAUGGUCUUACUUGACUGGGCUGUUGCAGCAUUUUAACACACAUUUGGGCAAGACAAUCAGAAUUCAGAAAUUUGUAGAUGAUUGGCAGUCAGAUGACUGACUCCUUGAAAAAAGGGAGUCCAUACUGAAAAAUGUCCAGAUACAGAUAUUUUAUUUUAAGGUGUUAUCAGUGUUAUGCUUAAAUCUAGGAAUGUGAAAAAUAUGAGAUAAGGUGUUGUUUUGUAUAGAAUUGUGAGUUUUGCAUUUCUAAUAGGGCUCACAUAAUUCACUUCUUUCGUUUAAACACAUGAGUCUUAUCCAUCUGUUAAAUGGGGUUUUACAAAAUGGCAUCUGGGUUGGUUUUUACAGCUUUGCUCUUGGUGUAAUUAAUCUUGAUUGCAUUAUAAGCUGCUGAGUUCUCAGUAAAUGACAUAACAUAGAAUUUUCCAGAUAGUUUGUGAAGGAUCUGGUUUUGCAGAGGCCUUUGGGGGAGGAGUGGGAUCUGAUGGCCAGAUGAGUCCUUUGACCCCUGUGAGAUGGCUAGAAACGGCUUUUUUGUUCACUUGGACAUGCUCAGUUCUUGACUGGUGGGAGUCCAUCGCUUUCUUGAUGGCUGCCUUCCAGAAUGAUGCACUGAGAGACUCGUGUCCUUGGCAACCAUCGCUGUGAGAAUCCCAUUAAUACUGCUGCAGAACUUAAGCCCUCAGAAUGCCUUCUAAUCCACAUUUAAGAUUGUGUAGCUUUUGACACAUUAAUUGCACUUUGAAAUCUUACCUGGGUUGCUAUUGUGGUGGGGGCAGAACUAAAAUCCAUAGUUAUGGGGCUUAAUGUAUGUCCAGAGUAUGUAUGGAUGUCGUUUUUGUUCCAAACAUUUCUUACAGUACUCUAGUACAGAAAUUAAGGGGACCUUUUUGUAUUGCAUGUUGUUCUCCAGCCUUUGCCAACCUGGUGUCGCCCAGAUGUUCUGGAUUACAAACUCAGCUGGCUCCAGCCAGUGGAACUAAGACAUCUGGUGCACAGCAGGUUGCCGAAGGCUGUUUUGCUGUCAUGGCUAUUGGAGCUGGGUGGUGGCCAGCAUAGGACUGAAACCCCACCCCCUUGACCACAUGAGGUCAUCUCUGCCCCCCUGAGGCUGUUCAAGCUUUUUACUUUUCCAAAAAUAAAAGCAGAGGCUUUCAGGAGAUCACAAUCUGCAGUUUGUGUGGUCUAUUUGUGGAACAAGCCUAGCCAUAUGAGCAAAGGCAAGCGUGGUGGUUCUGGUGUGGGCAGACUCUCCAGCAUCGGCUUAGAGCCCCAGCUGCCUUGUACUUGAGCAGUGCUCAUCCCAGGUUACCAUAUUCCUUGUGUCUUCCAUAGGCUGCAAGAAGCCUGUAUCUGCAUCAGAGAAGGAGAUGGAAUGGGCGCAGAUGGCCUGCCACCGGUGUCUGGUUUACCUGGGGGAUUUAGGUGAGUGCUAACAGUGGAAAUUGGGCUGCUGCUCUGGCCCAGUGAAUCCACAGCUUUCUUACAUUGCAGAGGGGAAGCAGACUCCAUUCAUUACUGACUAGCAAAGCCCUAAAUGGCUUUGGACUGUCUCAUCAAAAGACCCUUUAAUAAUUUCCUAUGUGAACUCUGUGUAGAUGACAAGGAUGUGUUAAUGAUAUUCUAUGCUUGUUGGGCUUCCUCCUUUGGGGUUUUUCCUUAACCUGAGCUUAAGACUCUUCCAGGAUUCUCCCCCCCCCCCAUGUUCUGGGGAUUGGGAACUAGAGUUAUCCUAGUACUCUAGAGCUGGAGGCAUUUAUGUUGUGUUUUUAGAUACUGCAUUGGACUUUGGUAAUUUCAAGAGGAUUGUGAAAAGUUAUUUAAACUUUUCAACUGCCCAGAGAUGUGAAUUUGUUUCAUUUAUUGAAUAAAGCCUCACUGUUUCACUUGCCCGUAAGGCCUCCCAGAUGGUUUUGUAGCAUUGUGCUGCAAUUCUCCACCUUUUCUUACUGCAAUCCAUAAGUCUCUUGUGUGUGCUUCUUCCUCAUCAGCUCGGUAUCAGAACGAAUUAGCAGGUGUGGACACAGAAUUGCUGGCUGAGAGAUUUUACUAUCAAGCCCUUUCUGUUGCACCACAAAUUGGUAAGUGUUUGGUCCAUGUCUUAUGAUCCUUCUCCCAGAUUUGUCUAGCAGGCAAUUUUGUUUUCAAGUUACUAGCCUAUUGGAAUGUUUGCCAGCCUGCUCACGAUUAAGCUGGUCAGUAUUUGUAAACUACUGCCCUGCAUUGGGCUGCUCUUGGCUCUUGUUGGAGGCAAUGGAGCAAGGGAUUCUUUGACACAUCAGAGCUAAAUCAGGCCUGUGAUGGUAAUCUCCCAAGCUCAAAGCAAAGUGGGUGUGUCAUGUACAUGCACACUGUCCUUCCUGUGUGUUGUCUGCUGAGAGAAAUCCCCAGUACUCAGCAGCUUCAGGACUUUUCCUACAUGUUUUGUGGAACCAUCUCUGCCAACCAUGGAUGUGGGAGAACGACAGCAUCACCAUGUGCCUUCAUGACUUCUCUUCCUGGAUUCAGAGGGCCAUGGUGGUGCUGGCAGUAACCUUUCCCACUGUUGCAGCUAUUUUCUCUUCCUGGUUACUCUGGACAGGAAGGCGGUGGAGAACCCUGUGCCUCUGUCUCUCAGCCAGCACAACAAGAAGUCACUUAAUUGGCAGAGCCAACAUUGCCAGUCUAUCAGCCAAUUUUUAUGUAUUUAAAAAUGUGUCCCUCACUUUUUGAAGAACUGUUUCCACAAAGCAGCUUCCUGUGCCCAAUAAAAAACAGUUCCACAGUUCAAACAAUGUUCUUGGGUCUGUGGAAGCUCAGCCUGUGUGGAUCUGGCCUGUAAAAUCUUGAUGACAGCUGUAGGACCAGGCUGCACAGAUGUUUGGAAAGCUGUUUUGGCUGCUUCCAGGGCUUUAGACACAGCCUGGCCAUAAUGGGAAGAAGGCUGAGGGAUUCAGGCUUUGCAGGAUGAAUUAUCAAGCUCCCACUCCCUGUCCCUUCUGGGUUCCUCUUAAGUUCUACCUUCUAGCUGCUCAAAUGGUGGAAAUGACUGGAUAUGCCUGUCUGGAAGGAGCCCAUCUCCUCUGGUCCUUUAUGGGUUCUAACACAAACUCUUAUGCAGUCUCUUACCUCUUAGUACUUGCAAAAAGGCCAUGGGUUGUAUGUAUGUAUGUAUGUAUGUAUGUAUGAAAUUUCUAUGCCACCCUUCAUCUGAGGAUCACAGGGCAGUUUACAAUAUAAAAACAGAAAAUUGCACACCAUAGUAACAAACAAAAACAAACACCCCACGAGUGUAUGAGUAAACCCAUUGAAAUCAGUGGGUUAAGGUGAUCAUGCCCACUGAUUUCACUGGGACUGUUCUGAAUAUGACUUGGUCAGGUACAGCCGCAGAUCCUAGGUGGGAUUCUAGACUCCAGGGUUUCUUGUUGUUGUUGGGAGAUUUGGACAAGCACAUGUGGAGCUGACUCACUUCUGCCUUUUUGGGACAGGUAUGCCUUUUAACCAGCUGGGGACACUGGCGGGGAGCAACUACUACAACGUGGAAGCCACCUACUGCUACCUGCGCUGGUGAGUAUGCCUCCCAAGGAGAGGGAGUCCACCUGUUGCUUUGGGGCAGAGAGGACUUUUCACUGUGCAGUGUAUUGCCUGUUGACUUUCUUGCUCUAUGCAUAGCUGGAAUGUGGUUCCCAUAGCUGCCUAACCUGACUGCCUGGAUGCUGGUUGCUCUGUUACAAGUGCGCGUGCAGCCUGUGCCCUUGGGCUGUCAGUCCUUGAAAAGCAGCUAAAAAUAAAUCAAUCCCAGGAACUUGUGAGCGGGGUGCUGUGUAGCUUGCAAGUCGGUUUUAGGCACCAAAUUCCACAGAAUUUCUGCUUUAAUUAUUUUAAAAAUACAUUGUAAACUUCAAGUGAGAGAUGAGUAAGUCUCCCCAAAGAGGCCUGCCAAUUCAGAAGAUUCCAUCGUUGCUAGUAUGUCUAGUGCUGUCACCUCUCCAGAUCUAAGUUGGUUCCAAUAUUGUACAAAUGGGGUUCAUUUUUUGUUUUGGAAAUGUGCUUGUUGAUCGAGUCUUUCCACGCCACAAAUGUUGGAGCUUGUAGGCCUGCUCAGAAGCAUAAUGUCCCUUUCCUCCUAGACCUUGUAAAAGCAAAAUUAUAGCCGUUUCUGGUGGCUUUUCCCCUUCCCCUCUCAAGCUGUUUCUUACCCCAUUCCUGAAAAGGUGGGAAGACCUCAUUCAUACUCUGAACCCUGUGGCAUGCAUAGGAGCUUCAGUGGAGAGGCAAGGCAUUCUAUUGUUUGUUUGUUUGUUUGUUUGUUUGUUUAUUACAUUUAUAGCCUACAUUUUGUUCAGUCAGCUCAAGGCGGCGUACAUAGUUCUCCUCCCACCCACCCCCAAUUUAUCCUCAAAACGCUAUGAGGUAGGUUAGGUUGAGAGUGAGUGACUGGCCUGAGAUCACCCAGUGAGCUUCAUGGCUGAGUGGUGAUUCGAACCCUCGUCUCUCCAGUCCUAGACUUACACUCUAACCACUAUAUCACACUUGCUCUCUUAAUUUGUGCAGUCGGAGAGAGUCCUGUUUCUGACUGUUUCUCUACAAAGUAGAGAGAAUCCCACGCUUUUCUUUCAGAACUCUGUGGAAGAGGGUGACCAUGCUAGACAGGGUGGGGAAAUUAUCCUAGUUGAUGGGUAUGUGGAGCUCUGUGACUUAAAAACAUGAGCAACUCUGCCUCUCUCAUGUUACAUUUUAGAUACAUACCCAAAAGCUGUGUGUGAGAAAGAGGUGUUGGUAAUUUUGUCAAAUGAACAGGCACAUUAAUGAGAGAAGAUUAGCUGAGGUUUGCUCAGUGGCAAACAUGGGGUUCUUGCUCUGGAAUGGUGUGAAACAGCCUGCAUGCUUGGGUGUGUGAGUGAUGCUUGACGAAGUGACUGAAACCAGAGUGGACACUGAAUGAGAUUUCUAGUAGUUGACAGGGGAGUGCUGUACUUUGGGUUUAUUGUGAAGGGAAGGAGUCUGACCUCACAGGGCUUGCACUUUCUCCCAUUUCCGGCACAACCACAAAUAGGAAUUUUGAAGCUUCUGUUUUCAAUUCAGUGCAGCCAGUCAUGUUGCCUGAACUUGGCAAACUAUUAUUAAUUAUGGUUUGUUUGAAACAAACCAGCUUUAAACUCUGGUUUGUGCCAGCAAGUCAUGGUUAUGAUUAGCCACAGUUUAGGCAUUGAAUACAAUGCUAAACUGUUUAACUGAAACCAGAAGUGAAAGUUUCUGAACUUCUGCUUUGAUGCCAGGAGGAAUGAAAUGUCAUUCUUAACAAAAUAUGACAUCUGGAUGCAGCCAAGGCCUUGCAGAGCGUUGCUCAAAGUCUCACAAGUGUAAAACUAGUUAAGUGAAACAAGCAAAGAGGUGCAAACUUGCUUGAUUUCAAUAAAUUCUACAGGUGGCAAAAUUCUGCUCUUUUGACCUUGUCAAGUGUAACCCACUGCUUGUUUGAGGCUUUACUGAGAAUUUAACAUUUCUGCUUUUGGGGUUUUGUGCCUAUUUAGUAUCCAGUCUGAAGUGUCCUUUGAAGGUGCUUAUGGGAAUCUCAAACGCCUGUAUGAUAAGGCGGCCAAAAUGUAUCACCAGCUGAAGAAAUGUGAAACCAGGAAACUGUCACCCAGCAAAAAGAGGUAAGGACGUAAUGUGGUUCAGUCCUGCGGUGAGCAAAUCUCAAAAUCUGUCCAGUGCUCUGGUAGACAUGUCCAGAGGUAGAGUGUUAUCCAGCCUCUGUGAACAUUACCUAAUUCCAUAGAGAAACACCUGUGACUGAUCCCAGUGGGAUGACAUGCCAAUGAGCACAUGAGAGAUGGAAAACUGUGGCUUUGUGCAAUUGAGGCUUAUUCAGCAUUAGGACUCUCACUCCUUGUCUUUCCUGACUGCUCUUCAGUUGAGGCUCCAGUGCACUUUGGUGAGUGAAGUGGUCCUUUGCCAAAGUUGCUGCUGUUUGGAUUCUCCUCCCUCCUAUUCCAAAUUGGAGAAGGUGCCUGUCACAUACUAAUAUUGGCUGUGCCUGAAAUUUCCUUUGCCUUUGUGAUGCUGGCUGCAUAGCUAUAGGACUUCCUCAGAGUCUUAAGGAGCAUUAUAUUACAAGGGGUGAAAAUGACUAAAUGACGAGAAAGAGAAGGAACAGUCCAGAUUCUGUGCCAAGCAAAGUGAACUCUGCAAUCUGUAGAAAAUAAGUAGAUUGAGUAGAUUUGCCACAGUUCCCCAUUUUGCACAAAUGCCUUCUCCUUUGCUGAACUUACUUUGUUUCUAAUAGUCUUGGGGGUGGAGCUAGAGCUGUUGGGCACUAAGGCCUUAUCUGAAACCACAGAAAAAUCUUCCUUGACUACCUCCUUGGGAUAAUUGUGCCCUUCCUCCUCUCUUUCCCUCUGCCAACUCCCCCCCCCGCAGGUGCAAAGACAUUAAGAGGUUACUGGUGAGUUUCAUGUACUUGCAGAGCCUCCUUCAGCCAAAGAGCAGGUGAGUCUUCUGCGUCUUUAUUCUUGCUGUGCUGUUUUGUUAACUCCUGGUAGAUUAUGUAGCUGAAGCAAAGCACUUUUACAUUGGGAUAAUAUACUGGUCCAAUGAAAUAACUUCCCAUGAGGGGAAGGAGAAUUCCUUGUUCCAACACUCUUCUGCAUUUUUGUCAUGGAUUGACAGCAUUGCCUUUUCACCGGUUGAGAGUCUCCCACCACUAGGGAGGAUGCAUCACCCUUGGCCCUUGAGAAGGGCCAUAGCUCAGCAGUAGAGCAUUUGAUUUGCAUGCCAAAGGUCCUGGGUUGAAUCCCAAGUAGGGUUGGAAAAGGCUUUCUGCCUGAAACCCUGGAGAGCCACUGCUGGUCAGUGUGGACAAUACUGAUCUAGAUUGACCAAUGGUCCAACUUCAUAUAAGGCAGCUUCUUAAGUUCCUAAUUUGUCGGGUGAGUCUAAAGCACCUUGGGGAGAAUGUGCCCUCAGAUCAAGUAUCGGGGUUGCCUGGUUCUUAGUUACCCACUCGUUGGUUCAGCCUCUGCAGAUGAGGACUCUAAGAUAGCUCAUGAAGGGGGUUGUAUAACCACUGUGGUUGCCUAGGGUUUGGAGAGGCUUGACCUGUUUCAACUGCUUGCACCUCCUGUUUGCUGUGGGACAAUCCUCUGUGGCUCAUCUCUCCUUGUCACCCACCUCUCAGUUCUGCAGACUCUGAGCUGACAUCUCUCUGCCAGUCGGUACUGGAGGAUUUCAACCUCUGCCUCUUCUACUUGCCCUCUUCGCCCAACACGAGCUCUGCCAACGACGACGAAGAGGAGUGCGAGAAUGGCUACUCCUUCCUGCCAGACCUCCUCAUCUUCCGGAUGGUCAUUGUCUGUCUGAUGAGCGUCCACAGCCUCAAGAGGGCAGGUGAGCAGCAUGGCUGUGUGUGGUGUGUCCUCCUCUUGCAGACUUGGUGUGCAAGUUUUAAGCUGCCCUGUCGGCCUCUCCUUAUAAUAUGAUUGGUUGAACUGAGCUAGCAUCUCUCAAACUCUUCCUGUUUCCAGAACAGCAGCAAAGAUGAGGUGGUUCAGCAUCAACUUCAUAAAACACAGUCAUUGACUGCUGGGCUCAGGUGCUCACAGAGUAAAUCUGGGAUCGAAGCAUUUUCAUUUCGUUUCAUUUCUCUUAGAAUCAUAGAGUUCAUAGACUCAAAGAGUCUGGAUAUUUAGCAUAUCAUCAUUAGCAUUAGCAUUUAUUAAAUUUGUUAGUUGCUUUUUUGCCAUGGCAAUUUGAAGCAACCUGCAAAAGAAACCCACAUACUUUAAAACUAGGAUGGGAUAAUAUAUUAAAACAUCCCACUCACUCUAAAAGGCCAUAGAUAGUUCAAAGCCAAAGGCCUGGUUUAAAAGGAGUGUUUUUGCCUGGCGACUGAAGCCUAUGUAAUGAUGACACCAAGUGAGCCUUCCCAGGGAGAGCAUUUCACAAACAGGGAGCCAACACUGAAAAGGCCUGAUCUCAAGUUCCCACCCUCUGGACCCUCCUGUCAGAGGGGGCACAUGAUAUAUGCAAGUGGCUGAAUGGAGUUCUUAGUUUUGUUGCAGAAAAUGUAGUUUUUAUGUAGUUUUAUGUAGUUUUUCAAUUUCAUUGUUCUGCAUGGGACAAUGACAAUAAGGAUAUCGUAUAAAGGAUUUUUAAAUCUCUGAAUAACAGUGAGUUGACAAGUGAGUUGACAAGAAUUUUAACUUUGAUCACAUAAAGAAGCCCAAAGGCAUUUGGGUGUCUGCAGUUGAAUAAAAGUAAACGCAUAAUUAUGGAGUUUGCUCCCCCAUGGAUGUUGCAGGCACAGAUGCCAGCUCCCCUUGACGCUGAUGCUUCCUCAUCUCUCUCCUUACAGGCUCCAAGCAGUAUAGUGCAGCCAUUGCAUUCACACUGGCCCUCUUUUCGCACCUCAUCAACCACGUCAAUAUUCGCCUGCAAGCAGAGCUGGAAGAAGGCGAGAAUCCAGUUCCAGCCUUCCGGAAUGAUGGCACAGGUGAGGGCUGCAAGAAGGGUGAAGUUUGCCCAUUCUAAGAUCCUUGCCUUCCAUCUUCCACGUUGCGUUCUGCUCUUGUGACGAGGCAGGCAGUGGUGAAAAUAAUCUGGUUAACAGUUAUUUACUUUUCCUAGGGGAUCCUGGAAAGUUCUUUGGGGACAGUCUGUAAGAACUUGAAAAUAGCCCUGCUGAAUCAGACCAAAGGCCUGUCUGGCUCAGCACCUUGUUUACAGAGUGGCCAGCCAAAUACCUAUAGGAAGCAGGGAAAUAGGACCCAACCCCAACGGAAGAUAGUAAUCGAAGCCAGUGAUAGCCUUCUUCAUGCAUUUGUCCAAACCCCUUUUAAAGCCAUCCAAGUUGGGGGUCAUCACUUGAUGUUUUGGGAGUGAAACCUUAGUUUAACUUACGUUCUUUGUGCAGAAGUCUUUCCUCUUGCCUGUCAUGAAUCUCCCACCAUUCAGCUUCACUGGAUGAAGAUAAUAACACAAUACUGUGGUACCUUGGUUGUCAAACUUUAUCCAUUCUGGGAAUCUGUUCGACUUCCAGAACCGUUCAAAAACCAAGGCACAGCUUCCAGUUGGCUGCAGGAGCUUCCUGCACUCAAUCGGAAGCCGUGUCAGAUGUUCGUUUUGCGGAAAAUGUUUGUAAACCAGAGCACUCACUUCCGAGUUUGCAGCGUUCGGGAGCCGAUUUGUUUGGGAGCCAAUCCGUUUGACAACCAAGGUACCACUGUAAAACUAUAAACAGCAAGAAUGACUUCCACAGUUAUUCAAAAUUCAGUUAAAACUAUUUAGUUUAAUUAAUUCAACAAAAUGCAUGAACUUUAUCCAGUGAGACCAGCUUUCCAAAAAUCUGACACAGUUAUUUACAUCUCCAGCACCCCCUUCCAUCUCUUGCCCCUUUGCCCCCUCCUCCCAGGUAAUCCCACCGCCCCCCAGGAGUGUCAACUUCGGGAACCACUGGUAUAAACAGUAGUCAAGCCGGUUUGCGUAUCUUAAGAGUUUCCAAAAAUGUGUGUUCGGCUGCUCUUUUGCAGAGGAUCUGGAGGCCCGGGAGUCCUUGAACUCCAUUGAGAGAGAAGCCGAAGGGGACCUGGCCAACCACCGACCCAGCGAGAAGCAGCGGAAGAGCGAGAGCAAGAAGGGCAAGAAAUACUCACGCCUCUCCUGCCUGCGCCGCCGCCGCCACGUCCAGAAGGUGGACGAGAGCGACCUGAGCGAGGGCUUCGACUCCGACUCCAGCCCAGAUUCCACCAAAGGGAGUGAUGGCUCAGAGAGCGGCUCAGAGAAGAGCGACGAGGAGGCCGAGGCGGCUUUUGACGUGGAGACCGACUCGGACAUGAACAGCCAGGAGUCACGCUCGGACCUGGAAGACAUGGAGGACGAGCCAGACGCCGAGGGGGGCAGCCAAGCUAAGGGCAUGAAGAACGGCACUCCGGAGGCAUUGGACUCUGCGGAAGGGGAUGUUGGCAGGCUGGUGGACUUGAAAAGCCCUGGCGUUGCCAAGACUGAGCCCCUGCUGGAGCCUCCUGUGGCCAACGGGCCAGGCUUGCUGGGCGCCAGUGAUGCCAGUAUAGCCAGCAACCUCCAGGCCAUGUCCACGCAGCUCUUCCAGACCAAGCGCUGCUUCCGGCUGGCCCCCACUUUCAGCAACGUCCUCCUCAAACCAAACUGUGAGCUGCCUGCCCCGAAGGAGGUGGCAGACAGCAAGCCAUGUGUCAAUGGGGACGUGGAGAAGUCCAAAAUGACUGAGCAAGGUGAGAGAGAGAGAGAGAGAGAGAGAGAGAGAGAGAGAGCCUGCACGCUAGAUUGGAAAGGAGAUCCCUUCCAUGAAUGGAGAAAAGGGUGUGUGAAUAGAAGUGGGGUGGAAAGACCUUAGGAUUUUGUAGAGGGUGAUUUGUGGGCGAGAUCUGGCUGACACAGAUCCCGGUUGCCAACCUAGAGGUGUAAGUGGGGAAGGGGGCAAGAUGAGAACUCCUUUGACAUUUCCAAAGCUAGCAUUAGCAUUAGCUACGUGCCCCCAAAAUAUUGCUGUCUUAAAGUGGGGUGACAAACCUGUCUUCUAACCUUUGACAUUAUGUCCCCAUCUGCACUAUACAGUCAAAGCAGCAGCAUAUCACAGUCGUGGCUUAUUCCUCCUAAGAAUCCCAGAAGUGUAAUAUGUUAAGGGUGGUAAGAGUUAAUUGGAGGUCCCUUUUCCUCCCCACAGAGCUGCAAUUCCCAGAGUUCCUUGAGAAAAGGGAUUGAUUGUUAAACCGCUCUGGGACUUGUAACUUUGUGAAGGGAAUAGGGGUCUCCUAACAACUCUCAGCACGUUCAACAAACCUCAUUUCCCAAGAUUCUUUGGGGGAAGGCAUGACUCUUUAAAGUGGUAUGGUGCUGCUUUAAAUUUAUACUGCAGAUGGGGGCAGAAGCGUGGCAGAAAGGAAGUUGAGGCAGGGUGGUGUACUAAAUUGUGCACUAAAUCUCCUCCUCCACCAUCCCUGCUCGUAGGGAGUGAUUUUCUUUUCUGUGAAGGUGCCAGCUACUGCUUUUCAUCACCUCUAGAUUAAAACUUGAUAAAACCUCUUGAUUCCCAGGGGCCAAAUAAAAAGCACUUGGCAGGAUAGGUGGGUGUCUCUCCUCUGGAGGGCAAUUGCAUUUUCCAAUCUGCACUCCUUGUUUAAUUAUCUAAGUUCCUUGUUUUUAACGAUCCGUUUGUCUUGUCCAAGACGAUGUUUCUGAGUCAGAAGAGAGCGUCUCUAGCAGUAAAUCCUGCAGGAACGAGCGUUCUCUCCAGGAGAAGCUGGAGGUCAUCACCAACGAGGGGUUGCUGCCGACUGUCAAAGUAUUUCUGGACUGGCUGAGAACCAACACUGAUCUCAUCAUCAUGUGUGCACAGGUAGGGAGGGGUAAUGGGGGAGAAUCCCACUUCCACGACUUCUUCAGCUUACACCUCUGGGCUGUUGAAUGAGCCUCUAUCUCAUGCACUCAACCACUGCAGUUGGCAGCCUGUAUAAAGCAGUUUGCCAUUAACUGCUAAAAGUAGAAGUACUGUAGCUGAUAAAAGCAGUGGGUCCCAAAGUGGGUGGUACUAGCCUUGGUGGGGCAGUGGGAUUACUAGGGGCGUGGGGUGUGUGCGCAUGCGCACUAAGAGGCAAAGGGGCGCUGGAGGUGUAAAUGACCCACAGUUCUGAUAUUUAUCAGAUAAAUCGUAGGGAAAAGGAUGGGAUUUCAAGUAGACCUCAAACUAAUGUGAGGGUGACAGACCCAUGCCUUCAAAUACACACUUCAUGUAAUCCUUGUGAUUUAAAGUAGCAAGGGAAGCUGUGAACCCUUCCCUCCCAGGUAAUUUUCUCCCAGCUGAGCUCUAUUCCACAGUCAAAGCCAAGCUGGGGAAGAAAGGGACUGUGGGUGGGAGAGGUUGAGUGUUUCAGUGCCCUAUUCUUGCCCCCUUGCUACCUUAAAUCUACACACACACACACACACACACACACACACACACACACACCCUCUUGCACUUUAUUUCGAGGGCAAACCUUCAUGGGCCCCCUGCCCUCAGCUGUGGUAAAAUGGGCAUCCCAUUUUAUCCUUGCGCUGACUUUGUGUGGUAGGUUAGGCUGGGAGGUGGUAGCAGCUGGCCAGUCUGAGCAAGUGCUUGAACCUGGAUCUCUGGCCCAAGUCCUAAUAUUCACCACAUGCUCAAUUUGCAUUUGUUUGUGGUGCUUUUUCCCUCCUCCAGAGUUCUCAGAGUUUAUGGAACAGACUUUCUGUCCUUCUGAACCUGCUUCCUUCAGCUGGAGACCUUCAGGACUCAGGUAACUUUGAGAAGAAAUUUCCUUUUCUUAUGUCCCCCACCCCACCCCCAACACUCAAACUUCAUAUUCCUGUGCAGUUCAGGCACUCUUUAGUUUCCUGGGUCUUUUUCCUGCUUUACACCUAGUUUUUCUGCUGUUUUUAGAUGGGGAAAAGUCUAGUCACACACAGCGACUUCUUUGAACCUGGAACCUUCAGUUUGCAGUCUCCACCAUCUCUUGGUGAACCAGGGAAUGUCCCUUGCUGGAAACCUUUGGAGACCUACUGUCCCAAUCUGCAUAGACAAUACCUGAGCUUGGUAGACUUCUUACGUUCUUCUGGAAUUCCAUUGCUUAGUUCCAGAAGAACAUGAGAAGUCUACCAAGCUCAUAUGCUAUGCAGUGGAGUAAGCACAAAGCCCCUUUCUGUGGGAGCAGCUUCCCCCAGUUCCACCUUCAAGGCCACACUUGCUUACCUGAUAGUGGCUUGUCUGGAUUCAGAGAGGGAAGCUUCUGCUGAGGUCUUCUGUAUGCCUCAUGAAAAGAAUCAGAAUUGUAGAGUUGGAAGGGAUCUCAAGGGAUAUCUAACCCAACGUCCUUCAAUGCACAAAUAACAGGUGCAGAGUCCCUGGCAGAUGUCCCCAUCCCCAACCUCUGUUCAAAAACCUUCAAUGAUGGAGAGUCCACCAGCUUCCAAGGUUGCCCGUUCCACCGUUGAAAUAGCGCUUACUGUCAGAGCUGGUCAUGAUAUGGAAAUGUAAUGAGCCACUUUACACAGAGUCAAGUUACUCAUCUAGCCUAGUGCUGUCUACCUUCAUCUGGCAACAGCCUCUGUGUGUGUGCUUGUUUCCCAUCCCUACCUGGGGGAGAUGCUGGGGGUCGAUCUGGGGAACCUUCUACACGCAGAGCAAUUGGUCUUCCACUGAGCUGCAACCUGGUUCUUCCAAGGAGACACAAGCAUCCCAAGCCAGGAGCAUCUUCCCCCUUUGGGCUUCCUGCGGGGCCGACUUCUGUGUGUGGCAGAGUCAGAGCUGGCACCACGAGGAGUUGUGGAAGUCCCAGUUUUAGACUAGAUGUGCCCUAGAGGACUAGCGUUUCGUGUGACUUUCUAGUUGCUCCUUCUGCCUCUGUGACCCAGAAAUAUAAAGCUGCCAUUCUGUCCCCUCCCCUCCCCACUGCUGAUGCGCAGGGCUGUUCCUCUGCAACGAGGUGAAGAGCAUGCUGCCUGGGUGUGAGCUGCCAGACUUGCCUGCCUGCCUGCUGCUCCCAGAGGACAUGGCCCUCCGCAACCUUCCCCCGCUGAAGAACGCGCACAAGAGGUUCAACUUCGAGCAGGACAGGCCUCUCCUUGCAGAAGUGGAGGAGGUAAGAGGCUGGUUUUGGUGCUUGUUUUCAGAAGUCAUGGGAGGCUUCUGGACUGGGGGGGGGGGUGAGCAAGGAGCGUGAGGGCAAGUGGAACCUUUGCUCCAGGACUUCGGGGGUGGGGAACCUCUAGCUUGCAGGCCAGUCCUGUCCCACCAAAGGAGCCCAGUUUGGUGUGUGAGGCUAUUUUCCCAAACCACGCCCACCUGUCAGUCAGCUGGUGUCGCUGGGUGGGGUUUGAUCCUUCUGGCCUAGGAGCUCUUUGCAGGGAGCAGGGCUCAACAUUCCCUUUGAUCCUUUGCAGCGAGAGGUCAGCCAGCUUGGCCCAUCCUUUGCCCUCCCAAGUCCCAGCUGUUCCUGUAGCCAUUCAGGUGUUCAGGAGGGGAGCUUUUACUUUGCUUUAGUGUGUGUGAGCUCCCAUCUUGGCCUCAAGUGGACGCGCUCCCUGCUCUCCUCACCCACCGGGUCCUCCUCUUUCUUCAUUACAGUCCGUGGUUCGCAUCUGUUGCAUCCGGAGUUUCGGACACUUCAUCACCCACCUGCAAGGCAGCAUCCUGCAGUUCAACCCGGAGGUUGGGAUCUUCAUCAGCAUCGCUCAGUCGGAGCAGGACGGUUUGCUCCAGCAGGCCCAGGCCCAGUUCCGCAUGGUGAGCUUUUGCAGGGUGGGCUGGGGGGGGGGGAAUAGUGGGACAGAACAAACAUGCUCCAGUGAAGAGCAAGGCUUGAUAGCCAUACAGGGGCCUCCUUUUGCAUUCCCUGUCUUGUCACAUGCCUGUGCAUUGCACAACUCUUCUCUUCCAUAUGUGAGUUUAUGCCACCGGUGAAGCCUGAGAAAAUAUCAGAAAAUGCAUGGGAAGCAUCUGAUGGAAGUUUCAGGGGUGAUGUGGAAGUGAAUAGCUGAGAAAAGACUUGUAGUAGCCCAGUUUCUAGUCCUCCACUUAGCACUUUCUUUGCCCAUAAAAAAAAAAAUGCCUAGGGAAAGUGUAAAAAUACUUUACAGUGUUAUUUCUGUGGCUGUCAGCAAAAAAGAGGGGCCCUUUAGAAUGUUUGCAGUCUACAUUUCAACUAGGGGAUGGGGAGAGUAUUCAGAGCAUGCAAUUUUAUACUGUUUAUAUUGCAUUGCAUAUUUAGGCUUUUGUGACCUUACAGUAGAUUUAUUUCUUAUAUUUAUAUGCCACCACCUCCUCCAAGGAGCUCAAGGGGCUGUACAUGGUUCUCCCCCUGCUCCCCAUUUUAUCCUCAAAACAAUCCCUGUGAGGUAGGGUAGGCUGAGAGGCAGUGACUGAGACCUCUCAGUGAGCUCCAUGGCCGAGUGGGAAUCUGAACCCAGGUCAUAAUUCCAACACCCUCUAACCAUCUCACCACCCAUGGAUAGUGAAAGGAAGUGGAGGAGCCAUUCCAGAGUUGUGGAAUGGGACCAUAGGUGCAAGGGCAGUUUGACAUGCAUCAUUCCCUUUGCUCUCCCUUAGGCCGCUGAGGAAGCUCGCCGGAACAGGCUCAUGAGAGACAUGGCUCAGCUUCGGCUGCAGGUACGAUGAUGGACUGUGCAUGGAUGGGGGAGGCAAGCGCAAGUCAGUGGAGGCCUCCAAAUACCUGGGGUUGGGGGGGGAGGCCGUAUCGCUUGUGCUUCCACCUGACAUAGCUUGCAAUGCACUUGACUGAAUGAGGACAAUGCCAACAGGUAAGGUUGCCAUCCUGCGCUGUAAACUGGUCAGGCCUGUCAGCUCUGUUGGUCAGAACCUGGGGUACCAAUAACAGCGAGUCUUCAUGAUUGGUGGAACUGGUUCAUAAUGCCCAUUACCCGUUUGUAAGAACUCAGUGUUGCAGUGUGGCCUCACCCACACUUGGGAACUCCCUGCCUAUUGACAUCAGGCAAGCUCUUUCCCUGUACUCUCUUUUGCACCGGCUAAAAGCCAAGCAUACCAAGUGGUUUAGAAAGAUGAUGUGAGUUUUAAUCUGCUUUUUAGUCUAUUUUAACUUUUCAAAAGUAUUUAAACUAUUGUUAAUUUUUCCUAUUGAUAAUUUUGUUGUUUUAUCUUUUUGGUAAACUGCUCUGAAGGGUUUUUUUUAAAAAAAAAAAAAACAGUGGAUAAAUUAUAUGAAAUAACUAAAAUAUACAAUGACCUACACGACCAUGCAGGGAGAGGAAAGGCCAGAGCAUAUGCUUUAUACGCAUCGUUCAGUCCCUGAUUUCUCCUGUUAAAAGAUUAUCUUGAACAGUUCAUGUUGAGAAAGAUUUCCUGCCUGAGACUCUGGAUUCUUGCUGAAGCCAGUUCUGUAAAAUCUUGCCACAAACUGAGUCAAGCCAUACAAAUCCCGGUAUAGUCUUGUCCUUUUCAGUGUCUUUAGCAGAGAAGAGUCUUUUUCCGAGCUUCGCUACCUGGAGUUGUGUAGGGUUGAACCUGCACCCUGCUACAUAAAACUUUUUGUACUCUGCUGGAUGGGCUGGUCAUCUGACAACACAGGGUGGGCCACUGAGAACACUCCUUAACGGAUUUGGUGCUCUUGCUGAGAGCUUCUUCCCUUAAGGCUCCUGCUUCCUUCUCUCUUUCCCCAGCUGGAGGUGUCGCAGCUGGAAGGGAGCCUCCAGCAGCCCAAAGCACAGUGUGUGAUGUCCCCCUACCUGGUCCCUGACACGCAGGCUCUCUGCCAGCACCUCUGCACCAUCAGGCAGCUGGCUGCCAGUGGAAGGUUUAUUGUGAUCAUCCCACGGACAGGUAAGUGGCCCCUCCCACCACAGGGCUGGUAUCCUGAGCAGGACAAUUGCUGUUGCCAGGUAGUGAAAGGGUUGAUUGCCCUGGGGGUGUGUGAGCAAGCUGUGAGAUUACCUGGGGGGGUGUGCUAAGAGGCAGGUGGGCAGCUGUAUCACCAGUGCGGGUUCAUCUACUUUGUUGACAGUUAAACUACGGUGGUGCCUCGCAAGACGAAAUUAAUUCGUUCCGCCAGUUUUGUCGUCUUGCGAUUUUUUUCGUCUUGCGAAGCACGGUGUCGGGAAAGUUUUGGAAAAGCUUCAAAAAUCACCAAAGUCUUUAAAAACCUCAAAAAAGGCUACCACAUGAGUUGUUCUAUGAGUUGCUCCUCGAAGUCAAGUCGCAACUGUAUUAACGGUGUUAAGAAAAAGGAAACAAACUUGCAAGACGUUUCCGUCUUGCGAAGCAAGCCCAUAGGGAAAAUCGUCUUGCGAAGCAGCUCAAAAAACAAAAAACCCUUUCGUCUAGCGAGUUUUUUGUCUUGCAAGGCAUUCGUCUUGCGAGGUACCACUGUAACCAGUUUUAAUUGGAGCUUUAAUAAAUGUGUGGUCGUUAACUAUUUACUGUGUGUUCUGAACAAUGCUUUUUAUAGGGUAGUGGGCACUGGGGAUGAGCUUGUGGAACCAAGAAGGCAGUGACCAGAAAAGUUGGGAACCGCUGCCUUAAGGGCAGCAGAAGAUGUAACCACCUUGUUUUUUUCUUCGAUCCUUAGUAAUUGAUGGCCUAGACUUCCUGAAGAAAGAGAAUGCGGGAGCUCGUGACAGCAUCCGAUAUCUAGAGGCAGAAUUUAAAAAGGGAAACAGGUAGGUUGAGCCCCCUGGUCAACAGUAUUCAUUUCCAUUGUACAUUGGAACAGGUAAUAAAGAACCGUGUUUAAGAAGCAGCCUCUCUUGGGAUGGCUCAUUAGGUUGUAUUUUACAGAUACACCCUGAUCAGGCUGCAGUUCUCAUACGUAAAACAGCUGUUUGGGUCCUGCCCUUGAAUGUUUGCAAUAAAAAAUUGAACAUUGCAGCUCCAUCCCUUUCCCAGUCUAGGUGUACAGGCAUUUGAUGUUUUUAAUAAUAAUAAAUAUUUACAGUAGUACCUUGGUUUGCAAACAGUCUGGUUUGCAUAUGUUUUGGAUUACAAACAUGUCAAACCUGGAAGUGUGUGUCCUGGUUUGCAAAUUUUUUUGGGAGGCCCCAUUGACGAAAGUGUGGCUUGCGUUACAACCUUUUUUGGUUUACAAACAGGCCUCCAGAACAGAUUAUGGUUGUAAACCAAGGUACCACUGUAUUUUGUUUCUUUUGAUUUCUGCUCCACCUUUUAGGUCAAGUCUUUAUAAGUCAGCUUACCAUCAAACUUAAAUGCAGUACAACAGUGGAAAAAACACCAUGCAGUAAAAAGCAGCUUCUGAUAAAAUUGCAGUAGAGGGACCUGCAGGAGAACCAGCACAGUAUAUUGUAGGGUCUCAAGCAAGGGGUUUGAGCAGAGUUCUCCAAGGAGGGAUCCCACAACUGCCAGGUGGAGCCUUUUAACUUUGAUGAAGCUUUUGGGAAGAGCUGGGUUCAGAUUCUCUCUCGGCUUGAUCUUGGUCACUGAGCAAAUCUUCCUUUAACAACUGGCAUCCCUCACCUGCCAACCAUGGACACUGCUUAGCAGGGUUAUUGGGAUAAAUAUGCAUAAAUGUACUGCAAAUUACUUUGCAAUUUCAGCUGUGCUGCAGAAGUAGCCUGAUCAGCAUUGCACUCAUGCACACAUCCGCCCAAUGUGUGAUCUUCUGUCUCUAGGUACAUCCGCUGCCAGAAAGAAGUUGGGAAAAGCUUUGAGAGGCAUAAACUGAAGAGGCAAGAUCUAGAUGCUUGGUAAGCAUUUGCUUCAACCUGCAUCAAAUUUUAAGCAAAGCUGCAUUCACAAGCAGAGAGCUGUUUUUACUAAGCCAAAUGGUGGCACUGUUUUCUCUCUUUUGCCUCAAUACUAAUAUAACAGGAACCUCUAUAAGAUACUGGAUAGCUGCAAACAGCUGACAACCUCUCAAGGGGGCAGCGAAGAUGACUCCAGUGGGAUGGUGACCAUCCUCACAGGCUUCCAGCUGGAUGACCCAAGCAAGCUUUCUGCGCCCAUGAAGGUGAGUGUGGUCUGAAACCAAACUGUUCCGGCUUCGUGAUGAUAUUUUGACUUGGGGUAUGGAAUACUUUUUUAAAAAGCAGUGUUGUCUAUUGAAAUAGAGAGAGAGUACCACUCACAAAAACAAAAUUUAUACCUGCAGAACCCAUUGCCACACGAUGAGUGCAAGAUAGUGGUUGAAAGUAAGUGGGGACAUGGUGGGAUAGGCAAAAAUAGUAAUGCAAGUGAGCAAUUUCACCACCAUGCUCUGCCUGUGAUUUUCCCAGGAUUCAGCUGCCCAGAUACUGUUGGAAGACAGAAUUCAGGGCUAGAAAGGCCUGAGAUUCAGGGUGGUGAGAAUGGUUACAUCCACGGGUAGCUAAGAGUUACUGGGCAAGAUGCAAAGAGCAUUACCUCCCCUCCAGGGCCUUGCUGCAUUUGGAUCCCAACUCCCUUGUUCUUUCCCCAGUCUGCGAUCCAGGCGGCAGCCAACGCCAGCGUCGAGAUAAAGAACGUUCUGGAAUUCUACAAGCAGUGGAAGGAAAUGGGUUGA